AUAGUUACCACUCUUUAUAGUUUUUGUAGAGAUGGAAGAUUCAAGCUAUAAGAUCUCGACAUAGAAUGCUAAACGGACGACGACUUCUCUUCCUUCCAACCCAACAACCGAAGUCAGUGUUUUGUUUUUAGGUUCCAAGAACUUCUUGGACAAGAGUUCCUAAAUCCUCCUCUGAGUACAGAACAGAGAGAGAGAAAAGGGUAAAUAGAGUCUAAUAUUUUAGUUUUACAAAAUGGCAUUUACUACAAUGACUAGUCCAGGCACACAAUUGGUUACCAGCCCGAGAGGGAUGUUGAGGGAGAAUGGAAAAAUUCGUCGAACAUUCUCAGGCAAUGAUUUGUGUAAUCAGGCUAGAAUGCGAAGAUCGUUUUCUGACAACCAUCUGUGUUACUCUGUCAAUCGAAUCCAUGCCUCAAAAAAGGAUCCGAAACUGAACAACAGUCAAUCCUUUGGGGGGUUUAAGUUCCUUCCAGAAACAUUUAUCCCCAAGUCUCUUAGGGCUUUUUUGUAUGAACCAGAGACAAGUAAAGAAACACCUGCAGUAGAGUGCAAUGAGACGGAUGAAGAUAUUGAUGAGAUGGUUGUGGAAGAGCAUACAGUGACGAAUAAGAGAGUAAAUUGGGUAGAAAGGAUCAUGGAAAUCCAAAAGUCUUGGGUACAAAAACAACAGAAAGAUGAGGACGACAAUGGUAGCAUCGAUGAGCAAGGUUGUGAUGAAGAUUUAGGGGGUUGUGUAGUGGACUACGAUGAAGAUGAGGCUGAAGGAAAGAAGGAAAUGGAUCGCGAGACAUUCUCCAGGCUAUUGAAGAAGGUGUCCUGGUCUGAUACAAAGCAUUUUUCUCAGCUAGCUUUCCUUUGCAAUAUAGCAUAUGCAAUUUCAGAGAUGCAGGCUGAGGAUUUAAAAAGAUAUUAUGGCUUAAACUUUGUAACAUCAUCCUUGGAGAGGAAAGCAGAAUCUGACACUUUUAAAGCCACCAACGACAAACUUGACGAGGACUCCACCAGUCCUGUUAAUAGCGCUACCAAGUUUGUGUCUGAAUCUGGAAAUUCAAAAAAACGUCUUAACAAGGGUCCAGCUGCUGCUUAUGAGAUUGCUGCUUCAGCAGCUUCUUAUGUCCAUUCCCGUGCAAAGGAUUUGCUAUUUCAUGACUCUGACACACAACAGGAUGAAGUUGAUAUGAUUUUACAAAGCAGUGGGAGCUUUUUACAUGAAGCAUUGUACAAGUCAGAAGUAGGCUCAGAAGUAGCGGCCUACGUGACAGCAUCAACUAUGACAGCAGUGGUUGCAGCAGGUCAGAAAGAGAAGGAGAAAGCGGCAACAGCUCUUCAGUCACCCCAGUCAUCACCUUGUGAAUGGUUUGUCUGCGAUGAUCCAAACAUAUACACUCGUUGCUUUGUUAUUCAGGGGUCAGAUUCACUAGCAUCAUGGCAGGCUAAUCUCUUUUUUGAACCGACCAAGUUUGAGGGAACAGAUGUGCUCGUCCAUAGAGGAAUUUAUGAAGCAGCAAAGGGAAUAUAUGAGCAAUUCAAGCCAAUUAUACUGGAGCAUCUCGAAAAGUAUGGCGAACGAGCAAGAAUCAGAUUCACUGGUCAUUCUCUAGGGGGCAGUCUCUCGUUGCUUGUCCACUUAAUGCUACUGACUAGGAAAGUUCUUAAACCAUCUAAUCUUAGACCGGUGGUUACAUUUGGAUCACCAUUUGUGUUCUGUGGUGGACAAAAGAUCCUUGAUGAGUUGGGGGUAGACGAGGACGACAUCCACUGCGUUAUUAUGCAUAGAGAUAUCGUACCAAGGGCUUUCUCUUGCAACUACCCAAAUCACAUUGCUCAACUACUCAAGCGAUUGCAAGGAACCUUUAGGUCCCAUCCUUGUCUUAAUAGAAAUAAAUUACUCUAUAGCCCGAUGGGUAAAGUAUUCAUCCUCCAACCUGACGAAGCAUCAUCUCCUCCUCACCCGUUUCUCCCUCGAGGGAACGCGCUCUAUGAAAUGGAGAAUACACAGAGUGCUUCAGGCAAGAAGGGGCUAAUAGCUUUUCUCAACUCACCUCAUCCGCUGCUAACACUAAGUAAUCCCAUUGCUUAUGGAUCCGACGGAACAAUUCUCAGAGAUCACGACUCAAGCAACUAUCUCAAGGCAGUAAACGGGGUUAUACGACAGAACACAAAAGCAGCCCUCAGACCAUCUUUAAGAACAGAGGAGGACCACAUCUGGACAAUACUCACUUCUCGAUCUCCACAUGCUUGGGGCUUACGUAGUACUACUGACCCAAGAGUACUAUUGUCCAAGGAGGAGUUAGCCACAGGUGUGUAGGUUUUCAAGGCGAUCGUAAAAGCUUCUUGCACAGGACUAGGUUGUUCCAUAAAGAUAGCUCUCUGAGAGAUGGUCAUGUCCUCGUGAGCUUCUUGCAUUUAGGUUUUUUCUUUUAUUUUUAUGGAUGUUCGUUAAGUUUGCUGCACUAUCUUUUCUUGCUGUAAAUAAUGAAAGGUCUGUAGCAGCAGUAAUAAAGAAUUUAGAGUUGGAGGAUUUGGAGUUCAGAUAUAAGUGCUAAUUUGCAUGUCCAUGUACCGUUUGAUCGAUGUAGCCAGAAAAUGAUAGAAGUUUAAUGUA
Messenger RNA from Daucus carota subsp. sativus, 2605 nucleotides. RefSeq names its product phospholipase A1 PLIP1, chloroplastic. The record is from RefSeq and is a predicted model, not a curated record. Lineage: Eukaryota; Viridiplantae; Streptophyta; Magnoliopsida; Apiales; Apiaceae. Bases 233 to 2308 code for a protein of 691 amino acids. Gene Ontology annotation, molecular function: glycerophospholipid phospholipase A1 activity. Gene Ontology annotation, biological process: lipid metabolic process. The transcript has 6 exons.